GGGUCCCGGUUAUUGUCCCGGCUCCGGCGGCGGCGGUCGGUGCUCCGGGAGCGGCGGCAGCGGCAGCAGCGGCGGCAGCGGCUCGGCGGGAGCGAGGGCGGGAGCAGCCAAGACCAUGGCUGGAGGCAAAGCUGGAAAGGACAGUGGGAAGGCCAAAGCUAAGGCAGUGUCUCGCUCACAGAGAGCUGGGCUACAGUUUCCCGUGGGCCGCAUCCACAGACAUUUGAAGACUCGUACCACAAGCCACGGAAGGGUCGGUGCCACUGCUGCAGUGUACAGUGCUGCAAUUCUGGAGUACCUCACUGCUGAGGUGCUGGAGCUGGCAGGUAAUGCUUCCAAGGAUCUUAAAGUAAAGCGGAUCACUCCGCGUCACUUGCAGCUUGCGAUCCGCGGUGAUGAAGAGUUGGAUUCUCUUAUCAAGGCUACCAUAGCUGGGGGUGGUGUGAUCCCUCACAUCCACAAGUCUCUAAUUGGAAAGAAGGGACAGCAGAAAACUGCUUAGAGAGUUGUUUUAACCAACCCUCUUCCUCCCCGUCAUUGUACUGUAACUGAGACAGAAGAAAUAAUGGGGAUAUGUGGAAUUUUUAAAACAGUUAAAUGGAAAAGCAUAGACAAUUACUGUAGACAUCAUAAAAGAAACAUUUGUACGUUCUUAGACUCGAAGUUUGAUAAAAGUACCUUUUCAUGUGGCAACAGCUGUGUGUUGAUUGGCUAGAUUUCUCCCAUGUGUUUUAUACAAAAAUGGAAUUGAUAAACCAUUUUUUACAAAAAUAA
Molecule: messenger RNA, 774 nt
Organism: Equus quagga
Lineage: Eukaryota; Metazoa; Chordata; Mammalia; Perissodactyla; Equidae
Product: histone H2A.V
Exons: 5
Coding region: 116-502 (128 amino acids)
Cellular component (GO): nucleosome
Molecular function (GO): protein heterodimerization activity; structural constituent of chromatin; DNA binding
Source: RefSeq, a predicted model, not a curated record